GAUUGUUCUACUUUGAAAUGGCUACUUUGAAGCACGCGUGUCAAGUGGGUUAUUAGUGUUGAUAAACAAAAAAUUUUAAUAAAACGGCUGUUAAAAAGUUAUUUGUUAGUCGUCGACAUCGUCUGUCGACGCUUAAAAUUUCAAAAUAUAUCGGAACGGUGAUAAAGAAACGGCAAUUACAACGGAGUGUCAAAAUAAGAGUGACAACGUCGAAAGUGACGUUGAGGUUAUGGACAACUUCGUCAAAAUUGAAAAAAUAGGAGAAGGGACCUAUGGGGUGGUUUAUAAAGCCAAAGAUAAGUUAACUGGAAAGCUGGUGGCGCUUAAAAAAAUUCGUCUCGAAACGGAAAGUGAAGGUGUACCAUCCACUGCUAUUCGGGAAAUAUCAUUAUUAAGAGAACUUACACAUCCAAAUAUUGUUCAGUUAUUUGAUGUGGUAGAUGGUGACAACCAUCUUUACCUUGUUUUUGAAUUUUUACAACAAGAUUUAAAAAAAUUAUUAGAUUCUGUCAAAGGAGGAUUAGAUCAAGCUCUUGUCAAGAGUUAUUUAUAUCAAUUAUUGAAAGCAAUUUCCUUCUGCCAUCUUCAUUGCAUCUUGCAUAGAGAUCUAAAACCACAGAAUUUAUUAAUAGAUCGGGAAGGUCAUAUAAAAUUAGCAGAUUUUGGAUUAGCCAGAACAUUUGGUGUUCCAGUUCGAACAUAUACGCAUGAAAUAGUAACUCUUUGGUACAGAGCACCAGAGAUACUUUUAGGAACUAAAUUGUAUUCCAAUGCAGUAGACGUUUGGAGUCUAGGUUGUAUAUUUGCAGAAAUGGCGACUAGGAGAGCUUUAUUUCCAGGUGAUUCAGAAAUAGAUCAACUUUUCAGGAUAUUUCGUACAUUAGGCACACCCGAUGAGAAUAUUUGGCCAGGAGUAUCACAAUUGCGUGAUUAUACAUCAAUGUUUCCAAGAUGGGAACCCCGAUCUUUAGAUGAAGUUGUACCUUCCUUUGAUUCUGAUGCCAAAGAUUUGCUUUUGAGACUUUUGACUUACGACCCUAAUCAGAGGGUAGCAGCCAAGAAAGCAUUAACCCAUUCUUAUUUUACUGGAGUUGCAUUAGUUCCACCACCGUUGCCAAAGAAAACUUGAUCUAGAUACUUUCUAAUUCUUUAUUACAGUGUGAAACUGCCAAUAAUAUAAUUAUUAAAGUCAUAUAUUUUUGAAACCUUAUGCAUGCCGAACGCAUUUAUAUAACGAAGAUAUAUUUUGAUAUAUACAUUAAAAGUCACUACAUAUUUUA
Molecule: messenger RNA, 1280 nt
Organism: Frieseomelitta varia
Lineage: Eukaryota; Metazoa; Arthropoda; Insecta; Hymenoptera; Apidae
Product: cyclin-dependent kinase 2-like
Exons: 5
Coding region: 230-1129 (299 amino acids)
Biological process (GO): regulation of gene expression; protein phosphorylation; regulation of G2/M transition of mitotic cell cycle
Cellular component (GO): cyclin-dependent protein kinase holoenzyme complex; nucleus; cytoplasm
Molecular function (GO): cyclin binding; cyclin-dependent protein serine/threonine kinase activity; ATP binding
Source: RefSeq, a predicted model, not a curated record